GUUUUUAAGAACAUCAAAUCAAGUGUAUUCAAAAUUUUUUUUUUUUUAAAUAAUGGCAACAAAUUAUGAACAAUUGAGCGAAGUGAAUGAUAAUCUGCAAAAAAUUCAUUUAAGUGCAGACAUAAAGAGCAGGGAAUUAUUCAAUUUAGAAGUACGUAGCACAAGAUUAGCAAAUGAUAUUAUGUAUUUACAAGAUUCGAUAAAGGAUCAAUCUACAAGUGGACGUAUGUUAGAUAAGAAUGUAUUAAGCGAAGAACGCCGUUCACAUGAAGUCGAAGGUGAUACAAAUGAAUUUGAAAAUUUGGAAACAUUAAAAAAUCGUCAUACGGAAAAUUUGAACAAAAUCUUUGAAGAAAUUCAAUUGAGACAAAAAAAAAGACGGGAAGAAUAUCAACAAUUGAUGAUGACUAUGAUUGAUCGUGCACGGAUGAAUCCUACGACUUAUAAAUCACUUGAAACGAUUAAAAGGAAUGUUGAACAAAUUAAAACUGAAUACUUAUCGGUGGAAGAACAAUUAAAAGAAGUUCAAAAUGAAUUAAAGAUUUUAAAAACCAAAUUUUCAGAUCCAGAUUUAGACAGUGAAAUUAAUUCGAUUGAUACUUUCAUGGAUAAUACUUAUCAAGAAUACAUGAAUCCAGAACCCAUGAACUCAUUGUUAACUGAAAUUCAACAACUUAACACAGAAACUGAAGAAUACCGGCGUAAUUAA
This is a messenger RNA of Chrysoperla carnea, 709 nucleotides long. RefSeq lists its product as uncharacterized. The transcript has 7 exons. Bases 53 to 709 code for a protein of 218 amino acids. The record is from RefSeq and is a predicted model, not a curated record. NCBI's taxonomy places the organism in Eukaryota, Metazoa, Arthropoda, Insecta, Neuroptera, Chrysopidae.